Owenia fusiformis is the source of this 298-nucleotide messenger RNA. Lineage: Eukaryota; Metazoa; Annelida; Polychaeta; Sabellida; Oweniidae. The record is from the annotation of a GenBank genome assembly.
GUCAAGGUCACAGAAAAAAUGGAAAAUGAAGCUGUCAAAAUUGAAGAAACUCUGCGCGUGAAAAUAGGUGAAGCGAAAGAUUUACAGUUCAGUCCCACUGGCAAAGAGACUUACUGCAAGUUGGACCUUGGACAUCGAGUGUCGCACAAGACCUGUACCAUAGAUAGGCAUUGCAACCCAUUCUACAAUGAGGACAUACAUUGUGAUGUCACAGACAAGCUGCGCUUUGUCUCGUUUAUUGUGUUUGAAAGAACCCAAAAGGUGGAUAGGGUAAUUGGGAAGGCAUCUCUUAGGAAAG